CUUGACAACCGACUGCAUAAAACAAGAGCAACUAACAACAGUUCGGGCUGGAGUGAAUGUCAUGUGGAAGAUUCGAAUCGUCGACGAUCCUUUGGACGUGGCGGGACGGAAUGAUGCCACAGGAGUAUUGCUUCUACAAAACAAGCUUGCGCACGCCACAAUCUCGUUACUCGAUCUUUUUCCGGACGUUCCAGAAGUGUCCGGCGAACGGAUUGUCCAAACGGCGUUGGCCGACUUUGUGUCGAGGCAGUGGACUCGGGAUUUACAUCUCGUACACACGCACCACGAGCAGGGCUGUACCUUUGUGGUCGAGGCUUUGGAGAAGACGACGCUCCAUACCCGCCAUCGGAAUCGAAGGAACCGAUCCGUAUCCCCGCACUGGACUCCGUACAUGCUGGAACGCACCGAUAUUUGGUGUACUCCGACGGGUGUCUUGCACGUGUGGGUGCGGGUACUGGCCUACAACAACGACCCCACCGUCGUAGCGGGUGAUCAUCCCAGUCCGGUCCGAAGAGAUUGCGCAUCCGACAUCUUUCGGCACGGGCAAACGUGUGCCGUACGCACCAUACUGGCGUCAGUCGUACCCGCCGACACUGCCACAUUCGUAGACGCUGCCCAAAGGCACGUUGCCACGGCGAUGUGGCAGGAACGGCUGCGCGUACAGUUACGAGCCCACAACGCUGUGGCGUUUGUCGCCGACGGGUCCAUCCUGCCACGCAAAAGCGGGGCCAGUCACGCUCCGAUGGCCAGUCCUCCCGCUAUUCCCUUUGCCGCACCCGUCGAUAGUCCACUCCGACGAGACGUCUCGGUUGAUCUCGGCCCGUGGAAGACGUAUCUAUCCAAACCAACGCUUGCAGCCACGCCCGGUACUUGGCUUGUCGAAGAGACGGAUACAAUCCUAACAAUGACUGGUUUGCUGAUUCCCCGGGGUGUUUCACUCAUUGUGGGUGGCGGUUACCACGGCAAGUCGACGAUUCUCCGAUGCGUUGCCGCAGGCGUGUACAACAAAAUUCCCGGUGACGGUCGUGAGUUUUGUGUCACCGUAGACGACGCCGUCACGGUGCGAGCCGAAGACGGGCGCUACGUGAACCGAUGCAACGUGAGUGCUUUUAUUGCCAAUUUACCCGUCCUACCAAAUAGUGCGUCCGAUACAGUAAAUAUAACCAAGUCCUUUUCGACUGGUGAGGCAUCGGGUUCCACCUCGCAGGCGGCCAACGUGGUGGAAGCGAUGGAAAUGGGAGCUUCGGCUUUUUUGGUGGAUGAGGAUGUGAGCGCGGCCAAUUUUAUGGCACGAGACGGAAGGAUGCGGGCACUGGUCAUGGACGAGUCCAUCACGCCACUGUUGUACCGCGUAAAUGGGCUGUACCAGAAACACGGCAUCUCUUCCGUUGUGGUGGUGGGUGGUGUUGGUGAUUGGCUGGACGUGCCCGACGCCGUCAUUCUCAUGGACAAGUACGUGUGUCACGAUGCGACCCAAAAAGCUCGAUCGGUCAGUCGGCAGUUUUCGCAUGGACACGUGCAGUAUGGUGGACGAGGGGUGGUUCAUCGACUAAAUUGGGAAAGUACAGGAACCCCCAAUCCACGCAGGCCCACCGACGCAUGGAGCCAAAAAUUCGACCGCCAAUCCACCGUUAUUUCCUUAUUGGACGGUGUUCAAUCACUUGUUUUGCAUCAUGCUGAGGAAGAUCAGGCUAUUACAAAUGACGAGGAGGAAGAAGAAGAAGCUAUGAUUGAUUUGUCACGUUGUGAGCAACUGCUAGGGAAAAAACCUCAGCUGUACGGAUGUGGUCUUUGCGUAGUUUGGUUGCUAGAAGCAUCCCGCCAAUACCCAAAUCUAGGUUUGUCCGAUCUUUUGCACAAGAUGGAUUCAGCCAUUGACACGGAGGGACUAUUCAAUGUAGUCUCGGCGGUCGGUGAGACCAAUACUUCGUUACAGUCCGAAUCGCUUCCGGCGAACGUGGGACUGCUGAUCGAAACGUUGGGGUGCGCGUUUCGGCCGCGUCGGUUCGAAGUAGGCCAAGCAUUAACUCGUCUCCGUGGUAUUCAACUGGAAGAGCUACCGGUAGAAGAAGAUCUAGUGGAAAAGGCGGCAAGAGAGGAAGAAGCGAGGAAAAGGCAAAGGCUGCGGGAGAUAUGGGAAGCCCGACGCCAAAAAGGAUAAACCCAAUGCGCCACAUAUUUCUAAAGGAAAAGAAGUACUGAAAAUGUGUAUUC
Molecule: messenger RNA, 2214 nt
Organism: Phaeodactylum tricornutum CCAP 1055/1
Lineage: Eukaryota; Bacillariophyta; Bacillariophyceae; Surirellales; Neidiaceae
Exons: 1
Coding region: 62-2161 (699 amino acids)
Source: RefSeq, a predicted model, not a curated record